Messenger RNA from Anguilla anguilla (European eel), 3512 nucleotides. RefSeq names its product kelch-like family member 6 (gene klhl6). The coding region runs from base 516 to 2372 and encodes 618 amino acids. The record is from RefSeq and is a predicted model, not a curated record. Lineage: Eukaryota; Metazoa; Chordata; Actinopteri; Anguilliformes; Anguillidae. Gene Ontology annotation, molecular function: protein binding. The transcript is spliced from 7 exons.
CGGGUUCGAUUCCCGGCCAAUGCAGCUCUUUUCUUACUGUUCUUACCAUAUUUUGCCUUCUGCAGACUUAAAAACUCUCUAAACACACUGGUGGCCGUGGUUGUUCUACUGGUUAUGUCAGUUUUGUCAUGAUAUGCAUGUCCAUUGUGAGGACAAAGUUUUGAGGAGCACACGAUCAAGUCUGAAGUUCUCAAAAAUAGGACAAGGAAGGCAUGGUGCUGCCUUUGACUGUGGGAGCAAUGUUGCAAAAGCGCAGAGCUUCCUGUUUUAUGCACCUGCUUGUGUCUGUAGACACGCAGAAUAACACUUCCUUGAACAGGAAGUCUGCCUGGCCAACCCCUCAGAAAUGCUUCGCAAGAAAACAGAAAGACACACACAUAUAAACAGGCUUUCUCAGACAAUGGGAAACACAGACCGCCUACACAUGGUGCUUGUAUGCGCCGUGGCAAGUGAAGGGAGUAUUUAAGACUCGGAUCGAUGAACUGCCAAGUUGGCGGUUGCGUCGGACAACAAGCAUGAACGAGAUGGAGGACUCUGCUCACAUGAUCCGGGCAGCCACAGAGUCACUGCCACAACCACAGAAGAGAGACCCAGCAGGAGGGGCCAUGGCGAUGCUGGAGAGCUCGAGCGAAGAGGAGGGCAAAAUCGAGUUCGACGACUUGGGCCUGUCCACGGAGCUGCAGGGAGGCCUGGAGACGCUGCGGCUCGAGAGCUCACUCACGGACGUGACACUUCAUGUGCAGGGAGAGGACUUCCCCUGCCACCGGGUGGUUCUUGCUGCCGCUAGCCAUUAUUUCAGGGCUAUGUUCUGCAAUGAUCUAAGAGAGAAAUAUGAAGACCGUAUCCUCAUCCAAGGCGUUGAUGCAGAAACCAUGAGAGUUCUCCUGGCUUAUACCUACACCAGUAAAGUACAAAUCACCAAGCACAACGUUCAGAAAACACUUGAGGCAGCCAGCCUCUUCCAGUUCCUGCGCAUGGUGGAUGCUUGUUCCAACUUCCUGGCUGAAGCCCUCCUCCCGGAAAACUGCGUGGGGGUCCUGCGCUUGGCAGACGCCCAUGCCCUGGUAGCCCUGAAGACCCGCGUUCAGAACUACAUCGUCCAGAAGUUCUCCCACGUGGUCGCCCACGAGGAGUUCCUGGAGCUCCCAGGCGACAUCCUGGCCAGCCUAUUGCAGCGAGACGAUCUGGACGUUUCGGAGGAGGAAAUGGUUUUCGAGACACUGGUUCGCUGGACACAGGCACGGGAAGGGGAGAGGCUGCGCCUGCUGCCCUGCCUCCUCCAGCAUGUUCGUCUGCCCCUUAUGGACCCUUGGUACUUCGUUGAGAAGGUGGAAGCAAAUGCCCUGGUGAGAAGAUGCCCGGAGGCUUUCCCGCUACUCCAGGAGGCACGCAUGUAUCACCUUUCUGGGAACGAGGUAAUUUCGGAGCGUACCAAACCAAGAUUACAAGAAUUUCAGUCUGAGGUGUUCAUGAUCAUUGGAGGCUGCACCAAAGAGGAGCGUUUUGUCUCGGAGGUGACCUGCCUGGACCCCCUGCGACGAAGCCGGCUGGAGGUGGCCAAGCUUCCAAUCACCGAGAUGGAGACGGAGUCAGACAACAAGAAGUGGGUGGAGUUUGCCUGUGUAACAUUCAGGAACGAGGUAUACAUAUCUGGUGGUAAGGAAACGCAACAUGAGGCCUGGAAGUACAAUGCUUCUCUCAACAAGUGGAUCCAGAUUGAGUAUCUGAUCACUGGGCGUUGGAGACACAAAAUGGCCGUUCUGGGUGGGAAGGUCUAUGUGCUGGGUGGAUUUGAUGGCACACAAAGACACAGCAGUGUAGAGGCCUAUGACGCUUUUCACAACUGUUGGUCUGAGGCACCCCCCCUUGUACUGAGCGUAAGCUCCUUCGCUGCUGCAAGCCACAACGAAAAGCUGUAUGUGAUUGGAGGGGGUCCCAACGGCAAGCUGGCCACAGACAAGAUGCAGUGCUACGACCCUUCAACAAAAGAGUGGACUCUCAAGUCACCCAUGCCCAUUGAAGCCAAGUGCACGAACGCUGUGACCUUCAAGGAUCACAUCUACGUCGUUGGUGGCGCGAUGAAGGCCCUCUACUCCUACAGCCCUCGGGAGGACUCCUGGAGCCUGGUGACGCAGUUUGGCCACGAGAGAGCCAGCUGUGGCAUUGCCGCUUGCAGCGACAAGCUGUUCAUCACCGGCGGGCGCGACGAGAAGAACGAGGUGAUUGCCACGGUGCUGUGCUGGGACCCUCAGGCGCAGAAGCUGACAGAGGAGUGCGUACUUCCCCGAGGGGUGUCUCACCAUGGCAGUGUCACCCUCAGGAAGUCCUACACACACAUACGGCGGAUUCGAGCCGGGACAGACUCUGCGUGACAUACACAAAACGGAUGGGGGCCCUGCCAACUAGAUUACCUCAAUUACCUCAGAACAAAAUGCUCAUUGCCUAAACGUUGCAUUUUUGUAUUAUGUUCGAGAAAAUCCUUCUAUUGAGGGAAAGCCUCUUCGCUUUGAAAUUUGAUCGUAGUUUCAGGGACAAGAUACUUUUUGUGUGUUUUAUACAAGUGGAAAGAUUGGCCAAGGGCAGGAUCAUUUAAGAUGGUCAGGAUUCCAUGGAUUACCGCUUAAUUCUCCCAUAUAACAUGUUAGGCACUGACUUGACAUGAAUGAGAUGAACAGCUCUCCUCAAAUAUGCACUAGCUUUCUUCUGAAGUACUGUAUGGUCUGUAGGCUGUAAAAUGUUCAUUGGCUUAUCAGGUUCCUAGUAGGAACACACAAUGCUUCUGUGUCACAUGUCAGCAUGACACCCCUGGGAGAGAGAAGCGGAAGUUCUGGAAAACACCGUUGGUUACCGCAUGGAGAGAGAGAGAGCGUACCCACACGAACACAAAAUUAAAUAAAGGAACAUCUUCACCUUUCUCCCUCACGGGUUCCAGGCAAAAUCAAUUAACUAAAACAACAAACUGAGUUAAUAAAGACAAGAGAAAGUAAAACCCAGGAUUGCUUUUCAGCUCGCGCUGGGAUCUGCUGGCCAUUUUUUCAGUUGACUAGUUUCUUUCUUAGUCGUGUGCUCAGAUAAACAAAACUGAAACUAAAUUAAAUGAAAAUCAAAAAUACUCAUCGGUGUGAGCUCCCGGUCUCGGCCCCGAACCGUGGAGAGAAACACCUUUAAGCACCUGGCAGAUUAGUUAACACAACCCAGGUGCAUGUGCUCUCCACCAGCCGGUUUGCUACAUUCUGGUUUGCAGGUGAGGGUCAUAUAGUGGUAACUCGAGAGGCACUACUGUAGAACCCAAAUUUGGCAAUUAAAAAUGUGAAAAGAUGAGAUGUCAACAAAAGAUGGUUUGUGGUUCUGUAUGAGGAGGGCGACUGUGAAAUACAGCAACUGCAAAACAAUGAAAUCAUGGGUCACAAUAAGAGAUGUUUAUGUUUCAAUAUCUUUGUAUAAAUAUAUGUUUUUGUUUAUUUGAUCAAAUUGAUUUGGUUACUACAAUAAAGUGAUAUUUAAAAAACCUU